UACACUUACUCCCAUCAGUUACGAAAGACUCGGCAGCAGGUUUCAAAAUGUUGCGCUGGAUCAGUUUUCUGUCAAUGUUUAGUUUUGUCGCUUUUGAUGAAUCCACUCGUGAGAUACUUGUGAUAGGAAAAAAGGACCAUAACGUAACCUUGCCAUGUAAUGCUACAAGCAAUCAGAGUUUUGAUAUUCAUUUCUAUAAUCGGACAAAAAAAAUGAAUGUUUGCCAGAGCGAAGAAUGUAAUGGCCCUGUUUUUAAAAGUGGAAAUUGUGACAUCGUCCUGAAGAAUGUGACGUUUACUGAUGCUGGAAAAUACAGUUUAAAAAUCUAUCUUACUGAUUCUGACACAGUAUCAAAAGUACUUUUCGAUGGAACUUACCAACUUCAAAUUGAUGAUGAAACUUCUGUGAAGAAGGGUGAUGAUCUAAUCCUGGAUGUUGUGCUGAGUAAUGCUGACAUAGUGGAGCAUCAACUCAACACCAGCUCAGAGUGGAUAUCAGUGUGGAAGAGAGGAGAGGACCCCACUGGUCGAGUGACGGACAUUAAUGGGGUGCUGAACAUCACAGGGUUUACAGACAGUGAUGCUGGAAUAUACAGAGUUUUGAACUCAAAUGAACAAAUCUUGAUCAAAAUAAAUGUCACAGAAAAUGUUACAGCGUCUGGUAAAGAGAGCAUCCAGGACAACACAACACUCUCCACUAGAUUGAUAGGAGUGAUUGUGUCUGUUCUUGUUCCUGUUUGUGUUGUGAUUGUUAUUGUUGUUAUUUACUUUUGCUGCUGCAAGAACAAAUAUCAAAGCACCAACAGGUCUGAAGAAGAUUCUGUCAACAUGGAAAAUCUGAACUGAUUGAUUCACUGAAUCUAUUAACUACUUCACAACAAAUUGGAAAGUAUAUAUGUUAGUAAAACAUUCUGUGAAGAAUUUGUGUCAAACUGUGAAUGGAAAAAUAGUUUUGUACAAA
Molecule: messenger RNA, 960 nt
Organism: Xyrauchen texanus (razorback sucker)
Lineage: Eukaryota; Metazoa; Chordata; Actinopteri; Cypriniformes; Catostomidae
Exons: 6
Coding region: 48-845 (265 amino acids)
Source: RefSeq, a predicted model, not a curated record